ACGCGAAGGUGUGGAGUAUUGCGCGAGUACUGGACCGUCUGAGAAAUUUCACACACAUAAGUUCGCGAUAUUACGAUAUAGUAUUAAUAUAGGUUUAAUGCAGCGUAGGAACGAUUGUGCGUUUUGACUCGAUAUGUUGGCCCUCGUUGACUGAUUAAUUUCAUCUUAGCCCGUUGUUCAACACGUCUGAGAAGUUACGAAGAAGUGUGUCAAGCGAGGAAACGUCAUUUUAGGUAGAUUGACACGUGGUAUUGAUCGACAUCUCCGUUAAUUGCUAAAAAUGAAUAGCAUUGACCUCAUCUGAUCUCAUUAUAUUGCAGCUGAACAUUUAUCGCUGAACUUCGAGGUCAAAGGAAACAUAGUCUAGAAGGGUUGUAUCUAGGCUGUUCACGUUCAAAGCACAAAGCGUGGUUGGUACAAUAAUAUAAACGCACUCAAUAAUUGUGUCCACUCAACGACGGUCUAUAUAGAUGAAGAAUAGCAAGAGAAGGUACCAUUGCAGCUUGCGGUCAGCAUUAUGACCGGCGCGACGACCCCGGUCGUAAGCGACGACGAGAGGAGGAGGAGGUGCAGCGCGUCGCGGCGGCGCCCGUCAACCGCAUGCCGUCGUCACCGGCGCCGGCGUCGGCGGCGGCGAUGGCCGGCGGCGGACUGAUAGUGGUGCUGCUGGUGCUGUCGGCGUGCGUGGUGUGCGGUGCGCGAGCAGACUGUCCGGCGGCGUGCGAGUGUAAGUGGCGCAGUGGCAAGGAGUCGGCCAUCUGCGCGUCUGCAAACAUGACGGCCGUGCCCAGGCACCUGGACUACGGCACUCAGCUGCUCGACCUUAACGACAACCCGUUAUACAGACUGGGCAAGGACGCGUUCGCGGACGCCGACCUGCUCAACCUGCAGAAGCUGUUCCUGUCCCGGUGCCGAAUCAAGGCGCUGGACAGGUACGCGUUCCGCAAGCUCAACAACCUCGUCGAGCUGGAUCUGAGCCACAACAGCAUACCAGUGGUACCGUCAGCCGUGCUCGAGUCGGUGCCCGAGCUCCGAGAGCUCCGGCUCAACGGCAACCCGAUCAUGAAGGUGCCAAACGGCGCGUUCACUCACGUCCCACGGCUGGUCCGGCUUGACGUGUCGGGGUGCCGAGUGGCACUACUCGAGUCCACCGCGUUCGCCGGCCUAGAGAAUUCGCUCGAGUGGCUCCGGCUUGACAACAAUCAGCUGCGUGACGUCAAGCCAUCCACGGUCGUGUCGCUGGCCCGACUGCAUGGUGUCCAGCUCAACGACAACCCGUGGAACUGUUCGUGCAAGCUGCGACCGCUCCGAGAGUGGAUGGCCAGGCGGAACGUGCCGUUCGGCGCGCCACCUGUCUGCAAGACACCCGUCCGGCUGGCCCGGACGCCGUGGGACAAGCUCGAGCUAGACGACUUCGCGUGCGAACCACACUCGGUGCCCGUGUCGGCCGUGGUGGUGGUCACCGAGGGCGACAACGCCACCGUAUCGUGCCGUAUGUACGGCGUGCCCAUACCAUCGUCCAGGUGGACUCGCAAUGACCGGCCGUUGAGCCAGACGGGCCGCAGCGUGCCGGUCACCGAGGGCCGGUAUACGAACCUCACUAUCGUGUCGGUGGUCGCACAGGACGGUGGAAGUUAUGCUUGUGAGCUGGAGAACCGGUCCGGUAGCUCCCGGUCCAACGUCACCGUGAUCGUGGUCAAACGGUCUCCGCAGCUGGUACUGGGCGCAGAUCGGUACGCUCUGCCUGGGCUCAUCGUCGGCGUUAUACUGGUCCUGUCCUUUUGCCUCAUAUUUCUGUGUGGGCUGGCCAUCCGGUCCAAAGGCAGUCCGACCGGUUCCCGCGGCGUCCCAGUUUCCGGUCCACUCGACUCCGCCGUCGCCAAUAUCGAUGCCGAUCCGUUCGACCGAUACGAGAAGAUCGAAAUGGACCGGAACGACAACAAUAAGUCGAUGCAGCAUCGCCUGCACCAACUUCCGGCUUCGUCUUCCGAUAUGAACGGCCGACCGGAUCCACCGGGUUACACAGAGUCUGCGGCCACUUCUAGCGGACUUCUGCACCAUCGUCACGACGAGCACGAAGACUACGACGGGCUUCCGCCAAUCGACGAGCCACCCUCUUCAACGGCACCGUCCAUCACGGAUCGGCCGACCGCUCGUCCCAGCCAUCCGACCACCAACGUCCCGCACAGGCCUCGUAUUUUGCCGGAUGAUCCUACGGAUGGGAAAAAGAAAACUUAUUUAGAGUGUAACUUGGGUGAAGUAACGUUACAUCAUCAUGUGUUACAUAAAGAAUCUCUUCCGGCAGGUCACCUUUACACUACUGCGGCAGGUCGACAGGAAUUAUUUAAUACGAAAAAUGUGCCUGACCUCUUGGACACAUUAGUUCCUACCAAAGGUCGCCGAAUUUCGCAAACACUUCCUAGGUCUGGAAUUAGCUCAAAUAGCAGAAGGAACACUGUGUACACACCAAGACCAUCAGAGAGUCAAUCUCCUUUACUACUAGGAAGUCGUAGCAGUGGUGGCAGCAAUACCAGUCGAAGCCAACUGUCCUUUGAUUCGUCCAUAUCGUCCGAUCAUCCAAGGCAACUGACGGCCGGUCAGAAGUCGAGCAGUUACCUGAACCUUUCCACAGCCAGCUGUGGCGGCGGCGGAGGUGAUUACGGCGGUGGGUCUUCGAGCGGAUAUCAUCACCAACACCACCCGUCGUACUAUUGGACGCCACCCAGCUUGCCGUCAUCGCCUGCCAGGGAGCGCCGGCUGCCCGCCAUACCGGUGGGUCGUGGCGCCGGACUACCCACCGCGGCCGCUGAGACCCCCAUACUCGAUCCGCUGUCGUCCAGGCGGCGGACUUAUGGCGGAACGGGUGGGGGCGGUGGUCACCAUCACCACAACCACAGCAACGGGGGCGGUGGUAACCAGAUGCACAACCAGUUGACCGGUAGCAACCAUUCGCUACUGUCUAUGUCCGACGGUGCGUCCGUCACGUACGACUAUCACACAGCUCAACUGGACAUGUUUCUGGAUGAGUACAAGACGCUCAGGAAGGAGCUGACCAAGAUGCAACGGACGUGUGAUACGCUUCGGCUAUCCAACGCCUCGCUGGCCUCUUCGGUGGCCGUCCCAGACGCGGUCGACCACCGGUCCAAACCGGAACCAUUGGCCGCUCCCGCCGCGUCGUCAUCGUCGUCGUCGAGGACCACGCCCAAGUCGAUACUCAAGAACAAGAACCAAGCCACUUACGUCUACCGGCCUGGUGGCGAGCGGCGCAACAGUUACCACCAGCUGGACCCGGCACCCGACGACAUUUAUCUGAGUUAACCUCGUCGUCCUGCUCACCGAGGAAACCCAAAGACCGACGCCCCAUCAAUAUAACAUUAUUAUUAUUAUUAUGAUUUUCUUAUUAUAUUAAAUAAUCACCACAUUAUGCUCGCAUAAAACCCGUAUAAUCGUAUAUUAAUGUAAUGUAUUAAACUCGAUCUCUCUAACUCCAGUGGCACAACUAGAGAAGUGAUGGCGUUGUAACCAGACAUUACCAUUGAAACGCCACACACAUCAUUAAGAUUUUACUCAAUUUAAACCCCCCAAACACCCGUAGAGAAAAAAUGUCGAUAUCCGUAACCCCCCCCCCCCCCCCGCGCAAAAAAAAGAUAGAAAAAGAAGGAGGAAUCCUGGUUACAUUAUUUAGUAACUCUCUUUCUGGUAAUUGUAUUUACGAUUGUUACCAUUCACUGUAGCUGGUUUGUUGUUGAUUGAACGGAAGUGGCUUUAACACAAACUCACAGUGAGCUUCGGGCCACAAUAAAAUAAAAAAGUACGGUCACCCAUUAAUAAUAUAACAAUAUUUAAAACACCGUCGAUGAUCUAAUUUUCACAGACCUUAAAAGGUCGUUUUAUAAAAAAAAAAAUAAAAUAUAAAUUAUAUUGUUAAGCAAACUUGCUAUGACGUUUGUAUAAUGGUGAAAACCAAAAUGACAUGCAAUAACAUCCAUGGUUCAAUAUUGAUGGCAUUGUUUAUCUUAUCUUAAUGUUUAAUAUGAAUUCUAUUGGGUUAAUUUGAUUAAACCGUAUGAAAAAUAUAACAUUUCAAAUGACGAAAGUGAUCAUAAUAUGUCAUGCCGUGUAUGGUAUUUAGUUAAAACAUUAAGUUAUUAUUUUACAUCAAAAUUAUUCAAUGGUAUAUAUAUUUUGUUUAUUCUCGUUGCUUUAUCAAGUUUAUCAAUUAAUGUUUUUUCAAUUUCAUGGUGGGGCUAAUAGCUUAAAAUUUAUUUUACCAAUAUUUCAACGAUUUCCGUUUCAAAAAACUAUAAGAAUAUAAACCAUAUAAACCGUAUAAAAUACGAAUGUUUUAAAAAAAUAUUGAAACAAAUAUAAACCAUUAAAAUCACAUCAUUGUACUAAGUUUUCAUUUUUGAAUUUAUAAAAUUAUUACAUGUACUCCUACCUAUAUCAAACAUUUAAAUAACAAUAGUUUAAUAUUUAGUUUUCAAAAAGUACAAUUACCUGCUUUUUAAUUUUAUGAGAACAAUGUUGUUGUACAAUAUAAUAUUUGUAUUAUUUCAAUUUCAACCAUUAAUAAUAAAUAGGUUAUCCAAACAAUAAAACAUAAUAUAAUAACAAAGAUGCUCAUAAAUUUAAAAUGUGUUUUAUAUUUAUAAGAAUAUUUUUUUUUAAUACCGAAUAAAUAUUUCAAAAAUACAUUUUUUUAUUAUAAUCUACGAUUGUGUAGGAUCUCCUCUAUUGAUAUCGAAAUAAAUAAAUGAAAACAGCCAUGAGUAAACCAAGAGGGUACAAUAUUAUGUUUUAUGUACCUAUGUAAUAAAUGAUGUAAUAAUAUUGUUAACAUUGUUAUACAUAAUUAUUUAGAAUGUUAAAUAGUUAUAAGUUAAGAGGACACAUAAUAUUAUUACAAUGUUAAAUGUUUUCAAAAAUACUAUAAUCGUUACGAAAUAAUUAAUAUUACGAUAUCAUUAUUUUAUAGAUUAUCCUAUAUUGUAAGUUAUUUCUUAUCUUAAUCUAAUAAAUGUAAAAAUAUUAUAAUAUUUUCAUAGAAUGUAAAUAUAGUCAUGUUAAUAACUAUUAUGAAUAAAACAAAAUACUAUUAGUAGUGA
Messenger RNA from Metopolophium dirhodum (rose-grain aphid), 5108 nucleotides. RefSeq lists its product as uncharacterized. The record is from RefSeq and is a predicted model, not a curated record. NCBI's taxonomy places the organism in Eukaryota, Metazoa, Arthropoda, Insecta, Hemiptera, Aphididae. The coding region runs from base 601 to 3318 and encodes 905 amino acids. Gene Ontology annotation, molecular function: protein binding. The transcript has 8 exons.